Messenger RNA from Medioppia subpectinata, 568 nucleotides. NCBI's taxonomy places the organism in Eukaryota, Metazoa, Arthropoda, Arachnida, Sarcoptiformes, Oppiidae. The record is from the annotation of a GenBank genome assembly.
AUGACUAUGCUAACUCUAUGUUUGAUUCACACAAUUGUAUGCUUGGACUCAAGCGAUAAGAAUACUGUUAUAAACCGGUCAGAGGAGUGUCAGAGAAUCGGACUCUGGAAAUGCGGCCAUCGAUUUAUUAGAGCCCAUAAAUUCAUUGAUAUUAUCGUAAAUGAGGAAUCUUUUGAAUCCAAAUGCAUCCUCAGAUCUGCAUUUUUCAAAUGUAUUGAGAAGUGGGCGAAGAGAGAUGACUGUCAAAAGUAUGCAAACCAUAUGACAGAACACUCGAUGAAGUUUCGUAAACGUCUGACCGACACAUUGUGGUCGACCAGAGGGUGUCUGACAGGAGUUCCCAAAUGAUUGUUUCGCUGUUUUAGAAUUAUGUCUUGUAAUGAUUGCUUGGAAGCAAUGGCCAAACCUGACAAUCCAUCACAUUUAGUGCCAAAUUUUGUAUGAAUCAAAUCAUGAUGAAAGUUGUCAUGAAUACAAAGUAAUGAAAUCUCAUUUCAUCACAAAGUAUAACAUACCGAAUGUUACAUACAUUAAGUCACAUUAAAUGCAUUUCUAGAUAACAAAUAGG